CUUUUCUUGUUUUUUGUGUUUGAGAUACCCCCAAUAUAUAUCCCACAAUCAUGACUUCAAUCCAACUUGAGACCCCGACCACGGGCAAGUACGAGCAGCCCACCGGUCUCUUCAUCAAUAACGAGUUCGUCAAGGGUGUUGAUGGCAAGACAUUCGAGGUUAUCAACCCCUCGAACGAGAAGGUUAUCUGCUCGGUCUACGAGGCCAGCGAGAAGGAUGUCGACAUUGCUGUUGCAGCUGCUCGCAAGGCUUUUGAGGGUGACUGGCGCAAGGUCACUCCCAACGAGCGUGGCAAGCUUCUGGUUAAGCUUGCCGACCUCUUCGACCAACACUCAGACCAGCUUGCCGCUAUCGAGGCUCUCGACAACGGCAAAGCUUUCACAAUGGCCAAGGGUGACGUCGCUGCUGCAUCUGGCUGCUUGAGAUACUACGGUGGUUGGGCAGACAAGAUCGAGGGUAAGGUUGUCGACACCAGCCCCGACACCUUCAACUACAUCAGAAAGGAGCCCAUUGGUGUUUGUGGUCAGAUCAUCCCCUGGAACUUCCCCAUCCUCAUGUGGGCAUGGAAGAUCGGUCCCGCCAUUGCUUGCGGUAACACCGUCGUUCUCAAGACCGCCGAACAGACCCCCCUGUCUGGUCUCUAUGCCGCCAACCUGUGCAAGGAAGCUGGCUUCCCUGCCGGUAUCGUCAACAUCAUCUCUGGUUUCGGAAAGAUUGCCGGUGCCGCCAUUGCCUCGCACAUGGAUGUUGACAAGGUUGCCUUCACCGGUUCCACUCUUGUCGGAAGACAAAUCAUGAAGGCCGCUGCUGGCAGCAACCUGAAGAAGGUCACUCUCGAGCUUGGUGGCAAGUCUCCCAACAUUGUCUUCGACGAUGCCGACAUUGACAACGCCAUCUCAUGGGUCAACUUUGGUAUCUUCUUCAACCACGGCCAGUGCUGCUGCGCCGGCUCAAGAGUCUACGUCCAGGAAGGUAUCUACGACAAGUUCGUUCAGCGCUUCAAGGAGCGUGCUCAGAAGAACGUUGUCGGUGACCCCUUCGCUGCCGACACCUUCCAAGGUCCUCAGGUCUCGCAACUUCAGUUCGACAGAAUCAUGGGUUACAUCAAGGCCGGUCAAGACGAGGGUGCCACCGUCGUCACCGGUGGUAAGCGCAAGGGCAACGAGGGCUACUUCAUCGAGCCCACCAUCUUCGCCGACGUCAAGGAUGACAUGUCCAUUAUGCAAGAAGAAAUCUUCGGUCCCGUUUGCUCCAUCGCAAAGUUCAAGACCAAGGAAGAAGCCAUCCGCGUCGGCAACAACACCACAUACGGUCUCGCCGCCGCCGUCCACACCUCCAACCUCAACACCGCCAUUGAGGUCUCCAACGCCCUGAAGGCUGGUACCGUCUGGGUCAACACCUACAACACCCUUCACUGGCAGCUUCCCUUCGGUGGCUACAAGUCAUCCGGUAUUGGUCGUGAGCUUGGUGAGGCCGCUCUUGACAACUACCUCCAGACCAAGACUGUCAGCAUCAGACUUGGUGAUGCCAUGUUCGGUUAAACGAAAUGUUAAUGUCUGUGUGUAAUGGGGGUACUUUUUAACGACCUUGGGCUCUAAGCUAUCUUACGAUUCAACUGUAUCUAUCUUCUUUAACCAAAUUUUCACUUUGACAUGAC
Aureobasidium pullulans EXF-150 is the source of this 1657-nucleotide messenger RNA. RefSeq names its product aldehyde dehydrogenase, allergen Cla h 10. Gene Ontology annotation, molecular function: aldehyde dehydrogenase (NAD+) activity. The record is from RefSeq and is a predicted model, not a curated record. NCBI's taxonomy places the organism in Eukaryota, Fungi, Ascomycota, Dothideomycetes, Dothideales, Saccotheciaceae. The transcript has 3 exons. The coding region runs from base 51 to 1541 and encodes 496 amino acids.